This is a messenger RNA of Clupea harengus (Atlantic herring), 1300 nucleotides long. Its product is annotated as interleukin-6 receptor subunit alpha-like. Lineage: Eukaryota; Metazoa; Chordata; Actinopteri; Clupeiformes; Clupeidae. Bases 113 to 925 code for a protein of 270 amino acids. Gene Ontology annotation, molecular function: cytokine receptor activity; protein binding. Gene Ontology annotation, cellular component: external side of plasma membrane; membrane. The transcript has 7 exons. The record is from RefSeq and is a predicted model, not a curated record. Gene Ontology annotation, biological process: cytokine-mediated signaling pathway; immunoglobulin mediated immune response.
UGUUUGCACUAAUUUCAGCGGGCAGCCCUCCAGAGAGGUGUGUUCAUACUCGGUGGUCCAUUCACGCUGCUGGUGUGUGCUGGACCACAAGCAGCGAGGGAGCUGGGGUGACAUGAGUAUGUACACGGCCAGACUGUGUGUGACCAACACUGCCGGCAAGGCCACGAGCCCAGUGAUUCGCUUCACAGCACAAAACUCCGUAAAGCCAGACCCUCCUGUGUCAUUGAGGGCCAGUGAGGUGCAGGGUGGGGAGCGAAUGCUGAGUGUGACCUGGUCUUACCCCGCCUCCUGGAAAAGGGGCUAUUAUUUCUUACGGUUCCAGCUGAGGUACCGACCGUCUCACGGAGAAAAGUAUCAGACCUUGGAGACAGAGGACCUGUCCUGGACUAUCACUGAUGCACUGCCUCACACUGAGUACCAGCUGCAGCUCAGGGCCAUAGAGGAGUUCAAGCUCGGCAACUGGAGUGACUGGACCACACCCGUGUAUGCCUGCACCUGGACAGAGUCCACUCCAGCAUCUGACUCUGUGGAUAGUUUGGAUCCUUUGUGGUUUGAUGAAGGCUCUGGAUCUGUUGAAGAAAUAAAAACUCUCUCAGCAGUGGCUGAUGAUUCAUUGAACACGUUUGGAAGCGUGUUUGGUGUCUUUGUGCUGGUGAUCAUGCUCAUCCUGCUCUCUGCGUAUGUGUUCAGACACAGAAUGCGUUUUGCAUCCAAACUGGGUAAGCUGGGUUCAACUCCAGCUCCUGGUGACCCCCCUGCUGCCCGUCCCCAGCCCACCCUGGAUGAAGAGAAGCCUCUGAUGUCACCCGUAAGCCCCACGCCCUCGCAGGUCACCACGCAACAUCACUUCCCCCUGGUGCAGGAAGAGAACAGCCACAGUGUUCAUUUCUUCAACAUGGGCUACUUCCUACUGUCCAAAGAAUGAAGAUCAUGCAAACGACUCAAGAACAUUCUUCUUCUCAGAACUUUAUCCAACAGUUUUAGAAGUGCACAUGUACAUACUUUACCUCCUUACCUAUUUACCUCCUAGCUCAGAGCUACGUGUGUGAUGUUUCUGCUAUUAAGGGCUUUGUUUUGAGCAAGCCCAUGAGCUUGUUAUGCCACGUAUAUUACCACAAGUGCGUGUUUGCGCGCGUGUGUGUGAUUUAUAGAGAGAUAAAAUUAAGCUAAGAUUUUUCAAUUACUUUCAUCUGCCUAUAUGUGUGUGUGAGUUUGUGUGUGUGGAGUAAUUUACAACUGGAAAUAUGUUUUUAUCUUUAUUAAUGUCAGACAAUGUUCAAUAAAAUAUUUUGAUAUAAAA